This is a messenger RNA of Closterium sp. Naga37s-1, 3090 nucleotides long. NCBI's taxonomy places the organism in Eukaryota, Viridiplantae, Streptophyta, Zygnematophyceae, Desmidiales, Closteriaceae. The record is from the annotation of a GenBank genome assembly.
AUGCCUCUGAAUCCAUCGCUCCGCCUCAUCCCUGUCCCCCUUCCCCUUCCGCUCCCCUUUCCUCUUCCCCUUCCCUCUCCCCUCCAACGUGUCGGAGGAGGUGGUGGCAGUGUCUGUCCGUGUGUGCCUGCAUCCCCCCGUGCUCCAUCUUCCCCGCUUCCCAUUCCUUCCCCCUGUUCCCCCCCUUACCUGCCCCUGGUCUCCAUCCCUCCCAGAGUGUCUGAGAUGAUGGCGGACGAGACGGCAGCCGUGGCGCGCACCCUCGAACGAUUCGCAGCCAUGGAGCGCACGCUGACAACUGCCAUGCAGCGCUACGAGAACGAGCUCAGGAGCGCUCAGGCCGCCAGGCUGGAAGGGGCAAUGGUGGCCAUGGACCCGCUCUCUGGCGCGGUGAGGGUGCUGGUGGGCGGGCGCGACUACUACGAGAGCUGCUUCAACCGCGCCACCCAGGCUCUCCGUCCCCCCGGCUCCACCUUCAAGCCCGUCGUCUACCUCACUGCGCUCGCCGAGGGCAUCACCAAGGAUUAUGUCCUAAUUGAUGAGCCAUACGAGGUGGGGGGGUUCGCCCCGGAGAACUACGACCGCAAGUUCCGCGGGCCCGUCACGCUGGAGGAGUCGCUGCUCAAGUCGCUCAACGUGCCCACCGUCAAGCUCUGCGCUGAGAUCGGCGUUGACAAGGUGUGCCACAUGGGGCGGGCACUGGGCAUCAAGACGCCGCUACCGCACGAGCUGGCGCUCUCACUGGGCGGAUGUGAGGUGACGCCGCUGCAGCUCACCACCGUCUACUGCACCAUCGCUGCUGGGGGCAUCUACCACCGCCCGCAUCUGAUCACCCGCGUGGAGUCGCACAACGGAAGAGUGCUGGAAGAAGCUAAGGUGUGCAUGGAGCGCAGGGACCCGGUGGUGGACGAGGCAGCAGUGGGCGAGUUGAGGAAGCUGCUGCAGGCCGUGGUGGAGAGGGGCACCGGCAAGGGGGCGCGCAUGGACCGCCCGUGUGCCGGCAAGACUGGCACGUCUGAUGGCCACCGCGACUGCUGGUUCGCUGGAUUCACCCCGCAGCUGGCGUGUGUGGUUCACUCCGCAGCUGGCGUGCGCCGAUGGGUGACCUGCACCCGGCGAUACCAGCAGAUGCACAUCUCCUUCUCACAUGCCCCCUCACCUGCCCUCUCCUCCCUGCCAGGAGAGGCUGAGGUGCGACGAGACGAACCAUGGUUAGUGGGAGGCCUGCACCCUGACACCAACCUGCUCGCUCCCCUUUUGCCAUGUUUAUGUGCCUCGAGAAUCUCUCGUACCUUGUCCCCACCUCAAUCGCUCUUCAUGCCCAACCCCCUGCUGCCCUCUCCUCCCCCCCAGGUAUGGCUGGGCUACGACGACAACAGGCCGGUGAGUGGCCUUUAUCCUGGCACCGGCUCACCUCGCUCGAAUGGUCCUUCAUCAAGCAGAACAGGCACCGGCUCACCUCCCUCUCACUCCUACCCUGCACCACCCCGGCACUGCCUCACCACCCUCCACCCAUCCCCACCCCUCCUGCCGUUUCCUCCUCCCUUCCAGGUAUGGCUGGGCUACGACGACAACUUGCCAGUGGGAGGGCUGCACCCCGGCACCGGUUCCAGCCACGCAGCACCGCUCUGGAGCCGCUUCAUGACCCUCGCCCACGAGGGGCUGCCCGUGAAAAAGAUUCUCGACCCUGCCCGGGACAGGUACACUGGGCGGGCAGCGGGGAGGGAGUUUCAGAAGCGGAGCCGGCGCGCUCAGAAGGUGGGGUUGAGUGAGAUGCGGAAGAGGGAGGGUGGGAGGAGGAAGGGAGGGAGAGAGGUGGUGUGGAAAGACGUGUGGGAUUGGGAGAAGGCGAGUAGUGGGUGGCAGGAGAGGGAGAAGAUGGAGGAGUGGGCAGCAGCGAGAAGAGAGAGGGCUGAGGAGAUUCGGGCUUUAAGGGCCAAAUGGGGAUGGCUGCCGUUUGUGAAGGGGACUAAGGGGGCAGGAGGGGAGGGAGGAGGGGAGUCGCCGGGGAGAGGGUUGCUGGGGGACGAAGGGGAGGAGGUGGGGGAGGAUGAUUACGAGGAUGCGUUGCGGUUCUUUGAGCGGGCGAAUCAGGAGGAGGGGCAGGGUGGGAGGAGGGGUGGGGAGAGGGGAGGGGAGAGGGGUGGAGAGAGGGAGGGGGCGACAGGGAGGGGCAUUUCUGCAGCGGCAAUGGCUGCUGCUAAGUGGGGCGCAGGGGGGAGAGGAGGGGGCGUGGAGAAGCGAGGGGGGAGCGGGGAGACAGGAGCAGAGAGGCGAGUGGACGAGGAAAUGGGGAGGAGGUGGAGUGCGGAGGAGGGAGUGGAGGGGGAGGACGAGGAGGAGAGUGAGGUUUGUGCGAGGGAUGGGGAGGGGGAUGAUGAGGAUGGGUUGUGGGAGGAGGGGGAGGGAGAGGAGGAGGAGGAGGAGGAGGAGGAGGAGGAGGAGGAGGAGGAGGAGGAGGAGGAGGAGGAGGAGGAGGAGGAGGAGGAGGAGGAGGAGGAGGAGGCACCAGAGGAGGUUUUGGCUCGGAUGCAGGAGAGGCUGGAGGAGCAGUUUGGGGCAGCGCCUGCAGCAGCAACGGCGGCAGCAGAGGAGCAGAGAGAGGUUGUGAGUGCGAAGUUCUUCACAGCAGUGGAUUCGGAAUCAGCCGCGCCUGACAUCUCUCCGCUGCAGCCGUGGCCUGAGAAGCAGGGUGACGGGGCGGAGGGGGGAGGGGAGAUGGAGGCGUGCUGCCCCAUGCCGCCAUGCACGGGCCUGCUCCCGGCCUGUAGGGAGCCGUCACUGGAAGGGAGUGCAGAUGCUGAGAGAGGUGAGGUGGGUGAGAGGGAGCUUGAGGAAGAGGACGAGGAGAAGCGGCUGGGGUGGACCAAGCGGCUGUUUGUGAAGACCAGGGUCACGACUCCGGGCGGCGCGCCCCUACCCCUGUCUUCGUCUGGAUCUGCUGCCUACUCAGCCUAUACUGCUGCCACUGCCACAGCAACAACAGGGAGAGGCUUCUCACAGGAAGAUCCUGGGCAACGCGAGCUCAGCAGGCAUGUGGGGGAGUGCAGUGCCGUGGCGGCAGCAGAAGGGAGCUGGGUUGGGCCCUGA